AUAGUGGAGAGAGAGAGAGAGAGAGAGAGAGAGAGAGAGAGCAACUCAGAGGUGCAGAGGGAGUUUUGCUGCUGAAGUAAAAGUAGAGUUAUUAGGAAGCAGAAAAUGGGACCGGCUGCCACCUCGCUCGCUCUCCUGUGUUUAUGUUCUCUGGGUCUGUGUGUUCCUACAGGGACGGCUGAUGCUACACCAACACAGGUCAGGACUGCAUCCCUGUUAGAGGUGAAGAAAGGAAGAGGAGAUGUCCCUGAUAUUCUUCCAGAGCCUGAACCAGAGCCAACCAGCCCAGUGUCAGACUUUGAAAACUCAUACAACUAUGUCUUGUCCAGACUAGCCAGUAUGGACCAGGCGAUCCACAAGCUCAAUGUUGGUCACUACACCCUGGAUGUUAAAGUCAGCCAGUUGUUGGAUCGCCUGUCAAGGAUUGAUGCUAAAGUCGGGGAGCUGGAAGACAGCAUCCAGGAGGUCUACCAGCACAGUAAGGACAACCGCAAGGAGAUUGGAAGACUGGAAGGUUGCCAGAAGGGACACAGAUUGGGAUACAAGUGUUAUCUUGUGUACAAUAGCUAUGAGGACUACGCCGGAGCUGCCAGAAAGUGCCUGGAACGCGGCGGCCGCAUGGCGAUGCCCCGCGACCGCAAGGAGCAGGAGGCCCUCGCUGACUACGUCAAGUCAUUCUUCCACCCAGGGAACUGGCCCGUCUGGCUGGGCAUCAACGACCUGCGAUCUGAGGGCAUGUACCUCUUUGAUGACGGUACGCGGGUCUCAUACUUCCAGUGGCGCAAACACUUCCUGUCCAGCCAGCCGGACGGAGGGAGGCGGGAGAACUGUGUGGCGAUGUCGUCAGACGAUGGCGACUGGUGGGACCACUACUGCGACCGGACCAUGAACUAUCUCUGCGAGUUUGAUGACAGGGUGGCACUUUAAAACAAACUUUUUUAAAGCUAGCAUUACUCUCUCACCACCUUACUACUACCUUAAACUUUGAUCUCCACUUUUGAUCACUGAAAAUAGAUCCAUUAUAUAUUUUCAAAUUACUUAUUUCCCCUUAAAAGACAUUUUAAAAAUGUCCCUGGAUUGGUUGUAUUCAAAAGAGAAGAAGUCCUCAUAGAAAAGUGCAUUUUAUUGGAAAAAUUCCAGUAUAAUUUUAUUUGUAUAUGCAAUUAGCGUAGCACUGACUUGUUAGUAUCUUACAGGAUAAAAACAUUUGCUGCGAAAAUAUUUCAUAGAAUUGUAGGUUUUUAAGGUGAAACAUGUCUAAAAUGCGCACAAAUUCAUGUAUUGCUAUUUAAGUUCUGAAAGUACUGAAUAAGACUUAACCAGAUAAGUAUUAUAAAUAUUAUAGAAAUCAUGUAGCUGCAGUGAUAUGAAUGUAAACCAGAGAGGACUCUGGUUUACAUCCGCUGUGAUUUCACGCCUGGAAUUCUAAAUAUUUGUUCAACGUUUCCAAAAAAAAAAAAAAAGGGAAAACAUGAAAAGCUGGAGGCCCUUUCUUCAGAAUCAGCACAUACUAAACCUCUUGAAGAUAUAAAUACAAUGUGUAUUUGGGCUUAGCAGGAAUUAUGGAGUGCUUCUCUGUUACUUACUGAUCUUUUAAGAUAUUUUAACAAAGUCGGUACCCGAGUGUGACUGCCAUGUUAAACUGCUGAUUCGGAAAAUAUCUGGCCAGAACAUUUUCGAGCUGUAGUCUCACACCUGAAUCCCAUCUCACCCCCCAAAAUAACACACUGUCACUGUAUUUAAAUGUAUCCUGAGUUAAGACACCUACAGUAGGUAAAACAAGAAAGUUGUACAUAAAAUGUUGAAUGUAAAUGUUUUUCAAAAAUCUUUACUAAAGGUUGACAUGAUAUACAGCACCAUUUGCACUCCAUGGGUAAAAGAGACAUUCCAGUAGGGCUGGGUAUUUGAAAUGUUUUCUAUACAGUGCAGAUGUAGUAUCUGAGUUACAAAAAGGCAUAAAGGUUUGAUGCCACACUCGUCAGAAAACCUUCAAACUGUGCACAGUUCAUGACAAAUUGUCUUAUUUUAUUUAUAGAUAUGAAAAGAUCAGAUCUGUAGAACAGCAGCAAAUAUAUAUUUUUCCAGGUGUAAGCAAGUUUUAAGAUUUAAAUCUUAAGAGUGCAGUUUAAUCUUAAAUUGCAUUAAAAGAUGAAAUUAGAAACAAA
Messenger RNA from Micropterus dolomieu (smallmouth bass), 2165 nucleotides. RefSeq names its product C-type lectin domain containing 11A (gene clec11a). The transcript is spliced from 5 exons. NCBI's taxonomy places the organism in Eukaryota, Metazoa, Chordata, Actinopteri, Centrarchiformes, Centrarchidae. The coding region runs from base 106 to 927 and encodes 273 amino acids. The record is from RefSeq and is a predicted model, not a curated record.